AUGAGUGGGUUGGAUGAUUUGAAAACAAUUUGGAAGGAAACUCUACACAAAGCAGAGAGUUCGGUAAUCAUUAUCAACAGAAAAAACUCAUGGAGCCGCAUGAAAAUCCUACCUGAAAUGUUCAAAUACCUGUGUUUCACCCUAGAAAUACACCCGCGAUUUCUUGACAUCGCUUUUGGCUUUUGCCGUCGCACCGCGACUUACGAUCAAACCUUUACAUGCUACCAUAUGACUCCGCCUAUUCGCACAUGUCCAGUGAAUAUCUGUUAUAACAUACGAUUCUUUGAGCCUAAUGGCUGUCCUGACCGUGACUCAUGGUCGUGUCGCCAAUCCGCUGUGCACCACAGAGUAUUCCCCGACGAAAGUCAUUCUGUAUGGACUAUAAUCCAGUCUCCGACCUUGUUCCGCGCUAGCCUUGAAGGUCAGCAUCUUGCCAGCGAAAAUCACCCACUUGCGCUACAUGCUCGGUAUAUCCGGUCAUGUAUUUAUUACUGGCGACAAUAUCUGAAUGAGAAGGACUCUAGUCUGGUCACUCUGGUUGAGUUGGGGUUUUCAACGAUCCAAGACAUCCUGUUUAUCCGCGAUAAGAUGCAUCACGUCCUAACAAUCUUGGACGGGACUCUCAAUGUUUUGAAACUCAUUUCGUCUUCUGCCAUAACGCUAGGGGACAUGACGAAUAUUAGUUGCUCAAUUUGCAUGAACAUAGGAGCCGAAUUCGACCAAAUCUCUGCCGACCUAGAAAGCCAUAGGCUGGCUGCUAAAAGGAUCCUUGCUAUUUCAAAAGACUUGAUUCUUGUUAACCAAAAUGUAUUGAACAUUCGAAAUCAAGAGUAUCUCAUCCAGAGCAGUCAUCUGCAGACACAACUCGGUGAGGCUGCAGCCUCAGAAAACAGGAUUCUCUCUUCUAUCUCUGAGAGUAUGGGGAAAGAUUCAAGAACAAUGAAGAUUGCUACAGUCGUGGCAAUGUUCUAUCUACCUGCAAAUUUGGUCAUGGCGUUUUUCAGUACAGAAUUUGUCAAAUUUGAGACUACUUCUAAUGUAAAAGCAAGAACUGUUGGUGUUAGCAUGACGAUUCAUAGUCAGGUCUGGAUUGCAUUCGUCGCUACGUUUGUCUUGGCAGUUUUCACGGUGUUGUUGUUAUUUGUCUGGAAUCGAAGUGCUACCAAAUCCAAGAUUAGCUCUCAAAAGAUCAAUGGAUAG
Messenger RNA from Cucurbitaria berberidis CBS 394.84, 1200 nucleotides. RefSeq lists its product as uncharacterized. The coding region runs from base 1 to 1200 and encodes 399 amino acids. NCBI's taxonomy places the organism in Eukaryota, Fungi, Ascomycota, Dothideomycetes, Pleosporales, Cucurbitariaceae. The transcript is spliced from 7 exons. The record is from RefSeq and is a predicted model, not a curated record.